Messenger RNA from Hymenoscyphus albidus, 3885 nucleotides. The record is from the annotation of a GenBank genome assembly. NCBI's taxonomy places the organism in Eukaryota, Fungi, Ascomycota, Leotiomycetes, Helotiales, Helotiaceae.
CCAAAAGCCCGAUCAAGUUCAUCUCCUUGCCCCUCUCCCGCCGGUACUGCGAUUGCGGUAUGCUGUAGUCCCUUUGCUUCAAUAUUUGAUACAUCGACGUCCAUUAAACUUGCCCCUUGAACAAUAGACGUUCUAUUUGAUAUCUUUUCGGGUUCCAAUAUCCUGGCAUCACUAUCCAGCCAUCCGGGAGCCACCCUCCGCUUCUCUGCCAGAUCUCUAGCGGCAAUUGCAUCAUCCCAAGCCUUCAAUUCCUUGUCGGCAUCGUCUUGCAUUUUCUGGAUAUAUGCUUUCAGAUCAUUGCACGAUUUGAUAAUGUCAUUGGGGUGCGCUGCAUGCCCCGAGUUUGAUACAACGUAUUUGGAUUUCUCUUCUGACGACGAAGACGCUCCUGUAGACGAUAGAGGUAGUCUGGAUGGCAGUGUCUUGUAUGAAGGUGGUAGUGGUCUGGCAGAAGGGAGAGAUACAAAGGGCGAGACGGUCAAGGGGACCUGCUCCAGUAAUGGAUGGGGACCUGUCUGGUAGUUAGUAUAAAUACUGAUACUCGCGGGAGAGGCCAGGAGGGGUGUAAAUACGGUUAUCGUGCAUCUUGCGGGAGAUGGAUGGAUCUGUUGGUAGCUGGAUUAAAUGAAUGGUAGAAGGGUAGCGGUAGCUGUACUGUAGCCGUAGUUGGAUGUGGGUGGUAGUGGUUGGUACACUUGAGCUUGCCGCGAAGGAUCAAGCCUGCAGCAACGCGAUAUGAUGAGGCUCUGCUCGGCACCCAAAUGGGAAUCCCACAACUGUACUUUUGCCAGAGCGAGAGGGCUGUGUCUAGUGUUUAAUGACGAGCUGCCAUGUAAUUGGACCCUGGGCCCUGGAGCCCUUGAACCGACUCCUGACUAAGGGCACGGGCACUGGCCGGUGCGAAGCGCGUGAUUCCGAUGCUCUACUUGACGCCGGACGAAGAUGAAGCUAUUCCGACUUGCAAUGGUGGUUGAGGGGAGCUGGUCUUGGUUGUUGUGACUUCCAGCGGCUCCGGCUUUGCGCUAUUCGUCCCCCACAGAUUGAGUCAGGAGAAGCUAGACUAGGCAACCUCGACUGGGGUCUGGCUGUUUCUAGGAUGGCCCCCUCACUGUAGUAGUCAGGACCCCCGAGGACCCUUUCUUCUUCUGGGGCUUUCGGUGAGUGCGAAUGGUUGGGUGGUUGAAGAACUUUCAGCUUCUUAGCGGUGGUGGCCCCUUCUGCCGUCCUCUUUCCCCGGAGCAAUAGCGGAGAGUCUACGAGGUGAACGUUGAUACGUUGUCAAGCAGGCCAGCAGCAGCACCAGAUUACGGUGAGUGAACGAGUGAACAUUACGUUCACGUUGAGUCGUUGAAUCUGAAUCCAUUCGCUACGCUACUCUACCGAGUACUCCACCAUAGCAAGUUGCAACUUUGUCUGUACUUCUACCACCGCCACGACCACCAUCACCAUCACCACUCACUCUCAUCCCAUCUCACUUCAUCCCCCUCGACAUCCUCACUCUUCCUACCUACUCAAGUACAGCCUUACCACUCUCGCUCUCUCGCCGUACAACUCGACCUCGACGUCUGACGACUGUGCGCUUUCCCCGCAAGAGAUCACGUCCUUCCUGUCAAUUUUUAGCUCGGCCCAUCACACAUCGCAUUCACCGUUACCGUCCCAUCUAAUCACAAAUUUACCAUAGCGCUGACCAACAGCCGCCGCUAGGUGCAAGUGCGCGUGCCCCACGACAGUUCAAUCGCUCCCGUCUAUCAGAAUUUCCAAUUCCGCUUGUCUCUGACAACCUCAACCACAUCAACAUAAUCACCGCCACCGGGCUUCAACCGCUUCAAUACGCCGAGGCACAUCUUGUCGCUCGUUUGAUCGUGAUUUCCAUACCUCCAAAUCCCCGCAUCUCUACCCUCAAUCGCCACCAUGGACGGCGAAGACAAUCCCACCACGCCUCGCAUCGUGGAGGAAAAGCUCCAGGUCGACAAUGCUCUAAGGGCUAUUCAGACCAAGAAGCCGGUGCCAGAGAUUGAUUUUACUCUUCACACGAUGGAGGAUGGAUCAACUGUGAACACAACAGAGCGUGUGUGCAAAGGUACUUGCCCUUUUCCCCUUUACCCCUCUUGUAUCUUCUCGCAACCAGCACCACAACGCUGACACUAUACACUGCAGAUGUACAGGCUCCAGCGAUGCACCCACCGACCGACGAGCAAUUUUUCGAUCCCAAAGACCCUUCCAAGCCAAAUUUGACCUUCUUGAAGCAGCACUUCUAUCGGGAGGGCCGUUUGACCGAGGAACAAGCGCUUUACAUCAUUGAGGAGGGCACCAAGGUCUUGAAGCAAGAACCCAAUCUUCUGGAAAUGGAUGCGCCGAUCACAGUGUGCGGAGAUGUCCAUGGUCAGUACUACGAUUUGAUGAAGCUAUUCGAAGUUGGUGGAGACCCAUCUGAGACCAGAUAUCUCUUUUUGGGUGAUUAUGUCGACCGAGGUUACUUCAGUAUUGAGUGCGUGCUUUAUCUCUGGUCCUUGAAGAUCUGGUACCCCAACAGUUUGUGGUUGCUUCGAGGGAACCACGAAUGCAGACAUUUGACCGAUUACUUUACCUUCAAGCUGGAGUGCAAACACAAAUAUUCCGAAAGGAUCUACGAUGCGACCAUGGACUCUUUUUGCUCGCUACCUUUGGCCGCGGUCAUGAACAAGCAAUUCUUGUGUAUUCACGGUGGUCUGAGUCCCGAGUUACACACCCUGGACGAUAUCAGAACCGUAUGUGUUCACGGCUUCCCUCCCAUCCUCUUGACUAAUUCAUUCCCAGAUUGAUCGUUUCCGUGAACCUCCUACUCAUGGUAUAAUGUGUGAUAUCCUUUGGGCUGAUCCACUCGAGGAUUUCGGUCAGGAGAAGACUUCCGAAUACUUCACUCACAAUCACGUGCGAGGUUGUUCUUACUUCUUCUCCUAUCCCGCUGCCUGCAACUUCUUGGAGAAAAACAACCUUCUCUCUGUCAUUCGUGCACACGAAGCGCAGGACGCUGGAUAUCGUAUGUAUCGAAAGACACGUACAACUGGCUUCCCUAGUGUAAUGACCAUUUUCUCCGCGCCAAACUACUUGGAUGUCUACAACAACAAGGCCGCUGUCCUCAAAUACGAGAACAAUGUCAUGAAUAUCAGACAGUUCAACUGCACCCCUCAUCCAUACUGGCUUCCAAAUUUCAUGGAUGUCUUCACCUGGUCGCUACCAUUCGUGGGGGAGAAGAUUACUGACAUGUUGAUUGCAAUCUUGGGUACUUGCUCCGAGGACGAACUCAAGGAAGAUGUGACUCCAUCUACCGCCUCACCUGGUCCUGCUUCACCGCCUCCUACUACUCCAUUAGAUCCUGACUCAAUUGAGUACAAGAAGCGCGCGCUCCGAAACAAGAUUCUCGCCAUCGGGCGUCUAUCACGAGUUUUCCAGGUUCUUCGUGAGGAGUCGGAACGUGUUACAGAAUUAAAGACUGCCUCUGGAGGUAGACUUCCAGCUGGUACUCUCAUGUUGGGAGCUGAAGGCAUCAAGAAUGCCAUCAGUAGUUUCGAAGAUGCCCGCAAGGUCGAUUUGCAAAACGAGAGAUUACCACCUACUCACGAAGAGGUGGUUCGUCAGAGUGAAGAGGGACGAGCCCAGGCUCUAGAGAGAGCAGUAGAUGCUGCAAAUAACGAUAAAGGAUUGCAACAACUUUCUAGACGGUUAAGCACGUAAGUCCCUGCAGAGGUUUUUUUUAUAUUCACACUUAUCACUGACCUCGCGUCUUAGCGACCGAAAGAGAUGAUGAUAUACUUGGCGCAAGUUUGAUGGCUAAUUCCUUUUUAAGAAGCAAAUAAUGAAGGCCCGGAUGGGUUAUGAAUGACAGACAUUUGAUGAUGAUGGCGU